GCAUAGGGCGAUUUCUGUGACAUUCAGUAUUCGGAUGAAGGGAUCGGCUGAGGACGUCUUCGUCUUUGAUUAUGAAAGAGAUAUCCAUCUCACACCUUGUUUAACGCGAGAGAUGUUAUCUAUCCUUCAGGAGGAAGCAAUUGCUCUUGAG
Molecule: messenger RNA, 151 nt
Organism: Perkinsus marinus ATCC 50983
Lineage: Eukaryota; Perkinsozoa; Perkinsida; Perkinsidae
Exons: 1
Source: RefSeq, a predicted model, not a curated record